UGGGGUUAUGGCUUUGCAGAAUGAUGUAUUAAUUAUAGCUAUUAUCAAACGAUCUCCGAAUUUAAGACACUUAGAGAUCAGUCAUAAUGAUAUUGGUGAUGAGGUUAUUGAAGCGUUGGCUUAUACAUGUCAUAAAUUAGAGCAUCUCGAGCUAGAUGGUUAUUCAUUUGUCAGUGAACUAUCAAUUUGUAAUGUUAUACGUUCCUGUCCAAGACUCCAGCAUCUCGAACUUAGAUACUGUAAUAUUACCAGUACGACUAUCAGAGAAAUUGCUCGCUCAUGUCUCAAUUUAAAAUCUCUAGAUUUGGAAGGAUGUGAAAAUAUUAGCAAAAAAGCCAUGGACUAG
Messenger RNA from Funneliformis geosporum, 346 nucleotides. Lineage: Eukaryota; Fungi; Glomeromycota; Glomeromycetes; Glomerales; Glomeraceae. The record is from the annotation of a GenBank genome assembly.